AUGUUUUCGUCCUCGGGCGUCAAUACGCCCGACGGCGAGGCUGCGGCUGCCCGUCCUCGCAAUCGACGGCCAAACGCCGCCGUUGCCACAGGCGGCGCGUCAUCCUCUUCGUCGGCUGCAUCCAUGACCGGCGGACUUCUGAGUCCCCUGUCCGCCAGUCGGUCCCACACCAAUCUACACUCUGGUAGCUCAGGGAGCACAUUUGGUGGCCUGCAAGCUUCGUCCUCUGCCGCGUCUGCGUGGGUCCCCAAUUGGUCCUCCAUUCAAGAGUUUGCUACGACGCUGCUGGCCGGGAGCGGGAGCUCUACUAGCGGCGGUGGCAGCAUACCGCGCAGCCGGAGCACUGGCGCUCGAUCACCUCAAGGGCGCGGGAAUGUCAGCACACGAAAACUGCCUUCUGCAUGGGGGCCUGCACCACCAGACAAGAGCUCGUCUCCCUCGCGGCCCAGCAUACAAGACGUGGCGGCAGGCCAGACCGCCGCACGAGAAGCCGAACUAAAAGCACGGAUGACGGCCAGCGUGCUUGAGAGCCAUCCCGGUGUGAACGGUGGGCUCGAUGUGCGGGGCAAGUUCAAAAAACGCAACUCGGACGAGAACCUGCGUGGUUCGGCUGCUGCGGCUGAGGUGGAGGAUUGCCUGGUCUAUAUCCACCGUGUACAGGCCACGGAUACCUACUUUGGCAUCAUCCUCAGGUAUCGAUGCAACGAGGACGCCUUCCGGAAAGCCAAUGGUCUUUGGUCGCGGGACAAUAUCCAGAUCCGGAAAUGGGUCGCUCUCCCUGUCGACGCCUGCGAGAUCAAGGGCAGACCUUGCGACGAUCCGUCCCUGUUCCCGCAGGGCGUAGACCUAAUGGCGUCAACGCCCACGCCGCGCAAUGUGCCGCCGCCAGCCUCCCAAGUUAAUGGCGUGAGUGAUGGCGACUACUUUGGCUCGCCAGCGGCUGGCUCCAGCAAGACAUCCGUCACCGGCAAAUCAGUGGCGGAUGACGUCGUCUCCGAGCCGCCAUGGACCCAUGUGCGCUGGGUGCGCUUGGACUCCAGCCCAAAUCCAGUCGAGAUUGUCCGCAUGUCAAGGACGACUUUUGGUUACUUCCCGCCGCGGCGGAAGAAGAGCAUCCGCGGCUCCGUGUCGUCUGUCUCCACACCCCGCGCCUCGCUUGACAUCUCCCUUAGCAACGCCUCUUUGCCGGAACGGCCCCUCGCCGACAGCCCUAACCGCAGCUCGCGCCGGCCUAGUUUGCUCGGCAACCGUGUCGCUCCAGGCACAUCCCCUAUAUCGUCGUCUCCCUCGCGCCAUGGACUGGGUCGAACCAGCAGCAACCAGCCAGCCGUAGAUCCCCGUCCAGAAUGGAUGCGGCGGCCUGGUGGCGUCGGCUCGAUGAGCAGGAGCGUCCGUGCCCCCGGGCCCGCCCGUGACUCGCUAAACAAGUGGACCACCAAGCAUCUACCAGGGCUCAACAUUGAGACGCUGCCGUCCAUGUCCGUCAUGGGCUCCGAGACGGCGCACUUUGGCUUUGGCGACGACCAGCGGGCCAGCAUUGUCGAGAGCUCGUUUGAAGACGGGCGUGACGCGUCCACGGCCGCUGCUCUAAAGGACAACGGCCUCGACAAGGCGGCCGCAUCCAUCGAGACUUGGCUACGCGGGGCGUUUGCUAAACGGCCUGGAACACCCGGCUCCGCCGCCGGAACGCCCUCGACAUCCUUUGCCGGGCGGAUCGGACGCCAGCUCGAAGAGACGCUGGGCGACCUGAUCGAGCUAGAGGAUGGGCCACGGGAGGACGGCGGCCCUGGGAGAACGGCUGCCACAAGUAGCUCAGGACAGACGCUGCGGCCAAAUGUUUCGACGGGAUGGCGUACCGAAAGCGAAGGCUCCAUUCGUGGCAGGAGCGCUGUUGCGGCAGCCGGACGUGCCAAAGGCAAGAAGGACGACUAA
Sporothrix brasiliensis 5110 is the source of this 1932-nucleotide messenger RNA. RefSeq names its product peptidoglycan-binding protein. The coding region runs from base 1 to 1932 and encodes 643 amino acids. The transcript has a single exon. The record is from RefSeq and is a predicted model, not a curated record. NCBI's taxonomy places the organism in Eukaryota, Fungi, Ascomycota, Sordariomycetes, Ophiostomatales, Ophiostomataceae.